AUGCCUGCCGCCGGUUCUAACGGUCGCUCCAAUCGCGCCAGUACGGCCAAAAUCACUCCAACUACUUUAGUGGUGACUUUGAAACUGUCUCCCGGGGCCCUUCAGCAGUUUGAGCCUGCCCCCGUCGACCAAACUCCUUCCUCGCAACCCAACCCUGAAAAGGGUACUGAACGCUCCUCACCAGCCUCUUCUGCUGAAGCCGCCGUGCCUCGUCCUUCCUCUGCCGAUAACGCAUCAGAUGUCGACGCCACCUCAACUCCUGCCGCUGGGGCAACCCCUGGGGACACUCCUCGCCGGAAGGGAGUUCCGGGCCCUAAGCCGGGCAACAAACGAACCAAUGGACAGACGGAACCUACUGCGCGUUCAAGAGGUAGACCAGGACCAAAGAAGAAACCCCGACUUGAGGAAGGUGCCGAUGCGAGCAAGCUGGCAGCUGGCCACCGUCUAGGCCCGAAGGCCAACACCGGCGCGAUUAAUGCAGGUCUGCGAGCUCUCGACCGCACCGGGGCUCCGUGUCGCAAGUGGGAUCGACAGCCAUUUAAGCUCCGCAGCUUCACGGGUGUCGCCUGGGAACUCCCCGCAUGGCAUACGUUUAAAUCCAUCCAUAUCGAAUCCGAAGAGAAUAAGGACGCAGUACUUGAGAGCGGCGACAGUGAUACCAAGGCCCACCUGGUAGCCCCCGGCGCCGAUACUGUCAAUGGCAGCAGUGCAGUCCCUAGCGAGAAGAGCGCUGCUGGAGAUAUAACACCCGCCCCUUCCAACCUGGUUGAGCCCUCCUCUCCAGCGAUUGCCAUGACGGCAUGA
This is a messenger RNA of Penicillium malachiteum, 804 nucleotides long. RefSeq lists its product as uncharacterized. Lineage: Eukaryota; Fungi; Ascomycota; Eurotiomycetes; Eurotiales; Aspergillaceae. The transcript has 2 exons. Gene Ontology annotation, biological process: chromatin remodeling. Gene Ontology annotation, cellular component: Ino80 complex. Bases 1 to 804 code for a protein of 267 amino acids. The record is from RefSeq and is a predicted model, not a curated record.